GCCAAGCUCCCCCCCUCCCGGGUGUGAACUCGCUCAAACAGCUGGUCCCUGAAGUCCGGAGGAGCUCUUAAACUAACUUUUCCGGGCUGCUGUCCAGUUUCACGGCGAGACCGCUCGUUUGUUUUCGGGCUUCAUGAUCGCAGAUCCACAGGUGGUGUCAAACAUGUCGCUAGCGGACCAGCUGUGGUGUCCCACCAGCGUCCAGGUAACGGUGCUCCAAGCCAGAGGGCUCAGGGUGAAAGGGAAGAGCGGCACCAAUGACGCAUACGCGCUCAUGCAAGUCGGGAAGGAGAAGUUCCAGACAUCAGUGGUGGAGAAAACCGUAGCUCCGGUGUGGAAGGAGGAGGCCACCUUCGAGCUGCCGCCGGUGCUGCAGGCAGGCGGAGGAGGACCGGAGCGCUGCAUGCUGCACGUCCACGUCCAGCACCGAGCCCUGGUGGGUCCAGACAAGCAGCUGGGACAGGCUGCCAUCAACCUGCUGCAGCUGAGCGAGGACACAACCCGCAACAAGACACAGUGGUUUAAGUUACUGGACAAGACUGGCAAAGCAGACAAAGACCGAGGAGAGGUUCUUCUGGACAUCCAGUUCAUGAAAAACGACAUGACCGCCAGCAUGUUUGACCUUUCUACGGCAGGAAAAUCCCGCUCACGUCUGGGAAAGUUCAAGGACAAAGUCCGUGGCAAGAAAAAGGAAUCCGAGCCUCCUGUUGUGCCAUCUUUAACUCAGAUUCUGACGGACAGUGAGGAGGAGGAGGAGGCAGCAAAUGGGGAUGCUGAGGGGAAGGGCAAGGACAAAAAGUCAAAGAAACUCAAGAUGAAGUCAUUAUUUGCUCCCAAGUCCAACCUGCAGAGGAAUAUGUCUCAGUCCAUGUCAGUUCUGCCUGCCAAAAACUCCCCUCUGAGUGGGAGCCAGUCAUCUGGGCUGAAUGUGGAGGCCUCCGAAGGUAAAAAGAAGUUCAAGUUCUCGAUGCAUAAACGCUCUGGUAGCUCAAGCAACAAAAAUGUGCUCUCUGGUAGUCAAAAGCAAACUCCUGCAGAGCAGAGCAACCUGUGCAUCAACGGGAGUCACGUUUACUGUGAAGAACCGCUGCCCCGAACGUCCCGCAUCGGCUCCAAUUUCAGCCUGGCGAGUUCAGGUCACGGGUCGAUGGAGGACGUUCCCGAAAGCUCUCCGCCUUCUGGAGAUUCACUCGAAGCAGUGAAGGAGUACUCUCCAUGGAUGGAGGAGGGAGAGGAGGAUGAAGGUGAAGAUCAACAUGGAAGGGAUGGUGUGGAUGAGUCAAAUGAGGAAGAGGAAGAAAUGAUUAAAAUGGAAGAGAAGAGGAGAGAAGAGGAGGCGUUAAGGAGACAACAAGAGGAGAUGGAGAGGUUGGCUGAAGAGAAGCUCAGACGAGAGGAAGAGGAAAGAAUAAAAAUUCAAAGAGAAGAAGAGAGGAAAAGAGAGGAAGAGAAGAAAAGGGAAAAGGAGCUGGAGAACAUGAGAAGACGAGAAGAAGAGAGAGCGGCUGAGGAAGAGAGGGUUAAAAGGGAGGAAGAAGAGAGAAUUCGGGAAGAGAAGUUGAAACAAGAGGAGGAGAGACAGAAAAGGGACAAAGAGCAGAAAAUACUGGAACAAAAGAUGAGACUUGAGAAAGAAAGAGAACUUCAAGAAGAAAUGAUUAGGAGGGAGGAAGAGAAGGCUCUAGAGAAGAAGAGGCAAGAAGAAGAGUACAAGUUAGCGGAGGAAAAUAGAUUGAAAGAAGAAAGUAUUAGAAGGGAGGAAGAAAGGGCUGAGGAGGAGAGAAGGCAACAAGAGGAGCUUAUGAAAAAACUGGAGGAAGAGAAGGCAAGGAGAGAAAGGGAAGAAUAUGAGAGGUUAGAAGAAAGGAGAAUGGAAGAAGAAAAAAUUAGACAGGUGGAGAAGGAAAGGAUAGAGGAAGAGAAAAGAACAAGAGAGCGGGAGGAGAGGAGGAAAAAAGAGGAAGAGAUGCUGAGAAGGCAAGAGCUACAGAGAUUAGCAGAGGAGAAGUUGAGACAAGAGGAAGAAGAAAGAAGGGUUAAAGCGGAGAAGGCAGAAAGGGAGGCAGAGGAGGAACUGAGACGAGAGGAAGAGGAGAGAAUUAAAAAGGAACAGAUUAAGAGAGAUGAGGAGAAAAGGAGAGAGGAGGAAGAGGAGAUAAUUAAAAAGAAACAGAUAAAGAGAGAUGAGGAGAAAAGGAGAGAGGAGGAGGAGGAAGAGGAGAGGGCAAGAAAGGAAAAGGAAGAAAACGAAAGAGCAGAGGAGAUGAGACGUAAGGAAGAGGAAAAAAGGAGAAAGGAGGAAGAGGAAAGGAUUAAGAUGGAGAGAGCUGAAAGAGAAAGGAUAGAGGAAUCAAGGAAGCUGGAGAAGGAAAUAAAAAUAGAUCAAGAACAAAGAGCUGCAGAGAAAACAUCCCAAAAACCCAAACCUGCAGAGAUCGCCUCCAACCAGUUUGAGGACUUCUCUCCUCCUGAACCUCACGGCCUCACGGAUAAAGAUGAAACUGUUCUGAGAUGUCAGCCGGAGGUGUCGUCAGCAAGGAGCGGCGCCGUUUCUGCUGAUGAAACGGACCUGAUUAAAACCCAGUGGGAAAAGAGACUGGCUCCUCAGCCUCCGGGAAGGAAUCCAUCAGAGACGCAGAGACAGAACGAGGACGAUACACGACAUCUGUCAGGAGUUAACAAGCAAAGUAAAGAAAAAGACAUCAAAACUGUCAGCGUUCCUCCUCAGCGCUCGAUGCAGAUGAUCACCCCGCUGAAUAGGUCUCCCGAAGAUGUAGAGAACGUCCCGAGUGAGCCGCAGAACAACCACGCUAAAGCAACCAAACACGGCAAACGUCCUGCUCCAUCCAGACCUCCUCCUGGUGGAGACGAGCCGCCAUCUAAACCUCGCAGAGAUGUGUCGCAGACGAAACGAGUGGGAACUCCUCAGAGCUUAAACCCGUUUGAGGAUGAUGAGCUCACAGAUGAUGCAACGACUCACGGGCCUCCUGCUGGGUCACAAACUGCAAACAAAGACGAUGCUUCUCAGGCAAAAAUCAAAUCCUCAAAGGUGGCUCGAGCUCCUGCACCUCCGGCUCUAAGUGAAGCUCAAUAUGAUAAAGGCGACACACAGCCAAGGGUCAAAGGUCAUGUGCAGGCCCAGGAGAGUUCAUACAAGGAAACUGAGCAGAAUGAGAUGGUGGCAGGUGUGAAGGAGGAGGGGCCUCCUGUAAAGUCACGCAGACGUCUAACAGUAAAGCCUCUUAAUCCUCUGGAGCAACAGCAGCCCACCUCACUUGUUCAGGAGGAAAAUUGCAGAUCCACUGGAUCGGUCCACACUGGAGAUCAGUGCAACUCAAAGGUCGAGGCAGUGAUCACAGGUCCGUACUCUCAGCUGACUCAGGAGGAACUGAUCUCCAUGGUGCUGAAACAGGAGAAGCAGCUCUCCGAGAGGGAAAAAAAGAUAUCGGAGCUGGAGCGGUACAUUGACAACCUGUUGGUGCGUGUCAUCGAGGAGCAGCCGAGUAUCCUCAUGUCUUUGAGCUCUCUAAAGUAGGCUUCCCGAAGUAGAUCUACAGCCCACACUUUAGUGGUCUGACGGUAUUCACUACAUUUUCUCAUCAAAACUUCACUUUCAAACUCUGAACUCAUCAGAAGAGGUCCGGAGUCUGUGAAGGAGUUUGGAUGUUGAGAUGGACGAAUCUACAACCGAAUCAAAGAGUAAAGAUGAAAAUGAAUGACGAUUGAGCUGCUUUUAGUUUAAUAAAUAACGUGAUGGUCCUAAACUAUCUGUAUUUGUGAGUCCAUGGCUUUAUUGUGCAGCAUAAAGUUGUCAAGCUUGUUAUAUUUGUAUCUGAGGAUUACGGUCAAACUUUGCACUCAUACAAUUUGAUGUCAACUGUUGAUUCUGAUUCUAAAAUGCACUUUAAUCAUUUUUCACUAAUUACAUGAUGAACAUGAUUUUACUGUACUGACUUUACUGAUUCAACUGCUUUAUUUGUUUAAUAAAAUGAAAUAAACUAA
Molecule: messenger RNA, 4002 nt
Organism: Nothobranchius furzeri (turquoise killifish)
Lineage: Eukaryota; Metazoa; Chordata; Actinopteri; Cyprinodontiformes; Nothobranchiidae
Gene: rab11fip1b
Product: RAB11 family interacting protein 1 (class I) b
Biological process (GO): regulated exocytosis
Cellular component (GO): intracellular membrane-bounded organelle
Molecular function (GO): small GTPase binding
Source: RefSeq, a predicted model, not a curated record